ACCGUCAACUACCUGCUGGAGACACUCAUCAAGCGCUCCUUCACAGGCGAGUGGUCCCACCUGCCGGCCGAGGAUGUGGUUGGAGCUCUGGACCUCGGUGGGGCUUCAGCCCAGAUCACGUUCCUUCCUGGGACCACCAUAGAUGACAGCAGCACGAGAACCUUCCUCAGGCUGUAUGGGGCCAACUACUCCAUUUACACCCACAGCUACCUCUGCUAUGGACAAAAGCAAGCCCUGAAGAUGCUGAUGGCAUCCUUACACCAGGGCAGCCCGACGCCCCAGCAGAUAUCACACCCCUGCUACCCCAAGGGAUACCAGGAGAACGUCACCACGGCAGACCUCUACGACAGUCCCUGUGUCCAUGCACCGAGCACACCCAGCCCUGCACAGGUCCUCACGGUGACAGGGACAGGGGACCCAGCUGAGUGCAGCACCGCCAUCCAAAAACUCUUCGACUUCAGCUGUGGGGCCAACAGGACGUGCGGGUUCAACAGGGUUUAUCAGCCCCCUGUGCGGGGACAGUUCUUCGCCUUUUCAGGGCUUUAUCACGACCUCCACUUGCUGAACCUGACGGGAGGGCAGUCCCUGAUCUCAGUCAAUGCCACCAUCUGGCAACUCUGCAGCAGCAGCUGGGAGAAGGUGCAGAAGGAGUUCCUGGCCGUGAACAGGACCCACCUCCGUGAUGCCUGUGCAGCCAGCUCCUUCGCCCUCACCCUUCUCCUGCAAGGCUACAAAUUCAACCACGAGACAUGGCUCAACAUCCACUUUGUCCAGCAGGUCACUAAUGUAGACGUGGGCUGGACACUUGGCUACAUGCUCAAUCUCACCAACAUGAUUCCUUCAGAGACUCCCCAGAGAGUCGUAGGGCUCCAGAGGAGCAACUGGAUAGCAGCCACGGUAUUAUUGGCCAUCAUGGUCAUCCUCAUCUUCUGCCUGCUCAUAGUCAUAUGCUGCCAGAAAAACUCCUUUGGUUAUGAGAGGCUCUAG
Messenger RNA from Pterocles gutturalis (yellow-throated sandgrouse), 987 nucleotides. RefSeq names its product ectonucleoside triphosphate diphosphohydrolase 8-like. NCBI's taxonomy places the organism in Eukaryota, Metazoa, Chordata, Aves, Pterocliformes, Pteroclidae. The annotation marks the transcript as partial. The transcript has 6 exons. Gene Ontology annotation, molecular function: GDP phosphatase activity; UDP phosphatase activity. The record is from RefSeq and is a predicted model, not a curated record. Gene Ontology annotation, biological process: nucleoside diphosphate catabolic process. Gene Ontology annotation, cellular component: plasma membrane.